AUGAAUCAUUAUCCGCCGCCGCCGCCCCAGGCGCAGCAGGCCCAGAGUCGGCCUCCAGGCACAGCUACAGGCGCAGCCCCAGGUGCAGACCCGACUAUUGCUCAUCAUAGUACCUUGACCUUCCGGGCCGCCGGCCUGUCCAUCACACCAGGCACUGCUGCUGGCACAGGUAUAGUCACAGUUCCAGGCACAGGCACAAGUGUCUUGAGGCCCGACUACUCUGACUACUACCCGCCAGAUGAUCAUCAGCACAUGAUUUCGAACCAUCCCAUGGAACAGCAACAUCUCUACCAGCAACAGCACCAUCAUCAACAACAGCAGCAGCAACAGCAACCUCCGCACCCGGGUCAAAUUGCAGUUCAGACCCAAGCUGUCUCCUCUUCUUCACCUGGACUCGAUGCCGGCCCCAAUGCAGGAGCCAUGGCGGCCGCCGCCGCCGCGGCUGCCAUGAAGCCCAUUCGUCGUCGGAAUCGUAUGAUCAACAGUUGCUUGGAAUGCCGUAAGCGCAAAUUGAAAUGCAGCAAGACUUCUCCUGCCUGCAUGAACUGCCUCAAGGCCGGACGGGAUUGUCUCUACAUUGGCCCCAAGCUCGACGAAGCUAGCCAGCUGCGCUUGGCCGAGAUCAAGGAGAAACAGGGCUCGCUCGAGCGCCAACUCGAGCGGGACGUUGCCAAGUCCACGACGCCCAAGAGUGCAUUGCAGCAGCGCAUCCUGGCCGAUGAGGUGGAGGAUGACUAUGACGAGGACCGCGAUCUGGAGGCAACACCUCUGGUAGCCCUGGAUAUGACCUAUGAAGAUGAUGCAGAUGGAACCGACGAAAUGAUAGACCUCGGCGUACAAAUUGGCAAGCUGCGCAUGACGGAGAGGAUUGGUGGGAUGCCGAGGCCCAGAUUAUCAGAAGAGUUGUCCGCCGGUUUAUCGGGUCCGCGCUCGCCCGGACCACCCGCUGGAUACGGAGGCCCACCGUCGAAUGCCAUGCCGGGCGGCAUGGGCCCCCGGGGCGGACUAGACAAUACGUCAGACGGGGGUGUAUCUGAUGCUUCAAUGCCCGACUUUUUGAGGCCCGGUUCACAGUUCCUGGCGCCCGGAAGUGGAUUCUUGUUCGGCCAGGUGAUUGAGCAGCCGUCGAUUCUGUCGUUUCUGCCGCAUAAAUCGGCAGCAGAUAGACUCAUGGCACAGUAUUUUACGUCGGUACACCCUAUAGCACCCUGUUGUCACCGUCCCAGCCUUGAGAGAGCGUACGCCACUUUCUGGGACGAGGUUAAUGCAAACUACGAACCGCGGCCGUCGACACAAGCCGUCAUCUUUGCUGCGCUCUUCAGCGGUGCCGUGGCAAUGGACGAGAACGAAAUAAUCCGGGAAUUAGGCGGAUUUCCAAAGGGUAACUGGAUGGCAAGUCUCAAAAUGGGGACCGAAACGGCUCUCAGCAAAUCCAAUUUUCUACGAACGACCAAGGUGGAGACCAUGCAGGCCUUCAUCAUGUACAUGCUUCCACUUUGUCGGGCCGAGCUCUCGAGGGCACACUCGGUACUUGUUGGUGCCGCUGCCAGGAUGGCUGAAUGCAUGGGUCUACAUCGAGACGGCGAGACAUAUGGGCUGUCGCCUCUUGAGACCCAUGUUCGACGUCUCCUCUGGCAUCAAUUAUGCUUCUUGGAUAUCCGGACAUGUGAGGCUCAGGGACCAAAGCCGGUGAUUAGGAGGGAUGACUAUGAUACAAAACUACCUCUGAAUUGCGAUGAAGACGAGCUUACUCAUGCGGUUGUGCCACCGGCGCCAUCAGAUCGUUGGACGACCAAUACCUUGGCGUUGAUACGCUUUGAAGUCAAUGAGAUGAUGCGAAUCAUUUGGUUGGACAGGCGGCGGCUGGAACUUCGCAAGACGACGCUGACUUCGGUUCUCACUAAGAUCGAGAAUUUUCGGCGGCGCAUGUCGGAAAAGUACGACCACCUCUUGGACUCCAACCAGCCAAUCCAGCGGUACGCAAAAUGUGUCAUGUAUCUCCUUACAUACCGCCUGCACGUCAUGGUGCUACAUCCCUACCACUCCAAUGCGAUAAGCCCAAUGCCACCUCGCUUGGGCUCACUUCUCAUAACCUCGGCAAUUCUCAUCUGUGAGCUGGCGAUCCAGCUCGAAACAAAUCAGAGCUUCCGCGCUUGGGCUUGGUAUCUGGGCGCUUACUUUCAGUACCAUGCUGCACUUCUGCUAGCCACCGAAGUAUACUUUCGGCCCAUGUCACCAGAGGCAGACCGGAUCUGGGCAUGUCUGGACUAUGUCUUUGGCAUGGAUCGUCGUCUGCCCCCCGAGAUAAAAGCCCAGCAGCUGUUGAACGAGAUUCAGACCAAGACGGCAGUUUAUUACAAGCUGCGCAAAAUGCGUGGCCCUACUAGUACAACGCGGGCACAGACGUCGCAAACUGUCGUUGGCGGUACCAGCAGGACAAACUCGGUCGCCUCUCUGGGAGGAUAUUCUCAGCACAUGUCUCCAGCCCCCAGUACCAAAAUGGAAACCAUGGCUACGCCGCCAGCAAUACCGCCAGGUAUGCCUCCGGCUCAAAUGCCACAGAUGGUGUUUGCAGGUGUAUCGGAUGGCCAGGCCUUGUGGAGUCUACCGCCUGUGCAGCAUGAGAGCCCUGGAAGCAGCGAUACCUCCAGUGUAGGACACACACAUGGUCUCAACAUGGCGGCACCCCCAGCCGCAGCCAUGGGCAACAUCAUGGAUACCAUUGACUGGGAUACCAUGUAUGCUCUAUUUCCAAAUGAUCCUACCACUGGCGGUCUCAGUAUCCAGGGCUACCAUGAUGACAAUCUUGGAAUUUUUCAUUUUCCUGCUUGA
Pestalotiopsis fici W106-1 is the source of this 2832-nucleotide messenger RNA. RefSeq lists its product as uncharacterized. Gene Ontology annotation, biological process: regulation of DNA-templated transcription; DNA-templated transcription. The record is from RefSeq and is a predicted model, not a curated record. Bases 1 to 2832 code for a protein of 943 amino acids. NCBI's taxonomy places the organism in Eukaryota, Fungi, Ascomycota, Sordariomycetes, Amphisphaeriales, Sporocadaceae. The transcript has 4 exons. Gene Ontology annotation, molecular function: zinc ion binding; DNA binding; DNA-binding transcription factor activity, RNA polymerase II-specific.